AGCUUUUGCUUGCACAACAUAACAUCGCACGUGCGUCUUUACUACAUGCGUUUUGCAUCGAGUUGCUUUACGCGGUGGUACUGUGCACCGCAUGCCCAUUGGAAAAGCGAGUUGUAAGUAGGAGCGGUACACUCAAGUUAUCACUCGCCGGAACUCUGGGCGUGGAAAUUAUACAUUCGUGGUACUAUUUCGCGUCCGGCUAACUCGCAAAGACACCUUCAAUUGACAAAGGAACUACAAAUCUCGACUGACUGACUGGAUGUUACACCCUUUCACAUAAUGGAACCUUAAAUACCAGUAACGUAGCAACCAGCAUCACUAUAAUCCCAAUCCAAGAUGGAGGACGUUGCCAUGGAUCUGGAGGGAGUGACCGUAGGAGGGACUAUCCUCAAGCAGAAAGUAGCAGUGUGUAUGACCCGAAGCGACAGCAUGUCCAUUGGAUCCUUUGGGUCAGACAUUGCCUCAGGGGGUUCCGAAGAGAUGGACACUGAGGAUUCCGAGAAGGAUCCAAAGGAGGGGUUCCUCCAGAGCGAAAGAAGCAGAUUCUCGUCGGCGUCGAAGGAGAGGCAACAGGAAGGUCUCGAUAACCUGACGUUGCCGUUGGACAACCAGAGAGACGGAAAGUACGAUUUGGAGAGAAUAACAGGUGAUGCGACCUCACCAGUCAUUGAAAAUAAACUCUCGGACGACGUAAGUGGCUAUUAUGCCAUGAGAACAAGUCUGCUGUCACAGUCCGCGGUGAUUCUAGAAAAUGGAGGAGCUGUUGGGAAGACGAGCAGCGGAAGGUACGAGGAUGCCAAUUGUAACAUUGGGGCACGGGACUCCGGAACUAGGUCCAGCUGUGUAGCCAGGAAGAGCAGUAAGGCUUUCCAUACAGGCUACAGCUCCGACUCUGAAUCAGAAACAGAAGGGUUGAGUUGUAGCAUGCAGUCAACGGACGAGAAACAUGACAAUAACUGUUCUAAUUCGAAACAGGAAUCUGAAGUUUUAAGUGCAGCUGAAAUUAAAGUGAAAAGUGAACCUGGGACAGAUUGUGGAGAACUCAAAACGGAUCAAAACAAGGAACAUGAGAGGAAGGAUUUCACAAGUUCAAGGGAAGUUGAGACCGAGUCGAGACCAGAGGGGGUCUGUGUCAGUGAAUGUGAAGAUCCACUGAGAAAGGUUUCGGUGGACAUCGAAGACGGCAGCGCCAGUGACUCGAUGGCUGAGAUCGAGAAGUCGGGUCUGGAAGCCAAGCUUGCGCGUGUUUCCAAACGUCGCAUCUACUCGCGAGCCAGGGACCUGGCCCAGGCCUCGGACUCCAGCAGUGAGAGUGAUUCAGAGAGCGAGAGUGAGGAAGAGGAAGAGAAGGAGAUGAUCUUCGAGGAUCUCCACAGUGCCAAGGUGCUGUUCAACGCGGCCCAGCCGGACUCUGAGAAACUAAUAGAGCGUGAGGCAUUGAAGAUGGCCUGUGUAGAUGAUCUUUUGAGUGACUGUGUCUCAAGCGACGACUCUAGCGAAGAUUCCAGUGACGACUCCAGCGAUUCUAGCUCUGAGUCCGAGAGCUCGGAAUCCGAAUUAUCGAGUGCGGAUGAAUCAGAUGAUGAAGCAGAGGAGGAGGAGACAAAGCCUGCGAAAGGAAAACAACGUUCUGUCGAUUCAAAAGAAGGAUUUAGCAAGGGAUUGCCAGAGGUAGAAUAUCUGCAGAUUUCUCUCCCGGAGUCAGUAGAGCUCACCAAAGUUGGCCAUGUAUCGAGCAUUAUUGGAUCACUUGUGAUCAUCCAAGCUGAACCUAAAAGUCCAGCCCUCAACAUCGAGAGUGUCCUGUUCAAACCAGAUAGAUCUGUUCUUGGUCAGGUAUAUGAUCUGUUUGGCCCUGUCGUCUCUCCCUUCUACUCUGUGCGUUUCAACAAUGCAGCCGACAUCGAGCAGCAUGAAAUCAAGCUCAAAACCGAGGUCUUCUUUGCCCCUAAAAAUGUGGACGUAACACAGUAUGUCUUCACAGAGCAGCUCAAAAAAAUGCGUGGCUCUGAUGCAUCAUGGAAGAAUGAUGAGGAAUGCCCAGAAGAGGUUCAGGAAUUCAGCGAUGAUGAGGCAGAGUUGGCAGCAAAGAAUUCAAAGAAGAAAGAAAGGAAGAGGAAAGUUCCACAAGGAAGGAAUGAUGGCUCUCAGCAAGGACAACAGGGACAGUGGAGACAUGGCAAUAGACAAGAACAAUUCCAUGGCCGAAGAAACCAGCCUAGACCGCAUCCUCCUCUCCAGAGGCAACCAGCAUGCAGACCUCCUCAGUUUGGAUCUCCUGCGUUUGGUCCACGCCCCCACCACCACCAACAACAGUUCAUGCCACGCCCUUCAAACCAACCUGGUUGGAUGCCUAACAUGGUGGGUCCUCCAAGAGGGGACUUCCCCUGUCCUCCUCCCAGACAGUGGUACGGUGCUCCACCAAGGCCACCAGGCUUCCCUCCAGGGGUUCCUUCAAUGUUCCAGAAUCCACAAACCACAGAGCCUCCCGCAGGCCAUCAGCCACCGCAGCUGAUGCAGAUGGAAGGUUCUCAACCUCUGAAACAAAGUGCGUCCAUAUCCAAUCCCCAGACGUUCUCAGCAAGGGGGAUUGGUUUUGCACCGCCCUGGCAACUGAAACCACCCCAGCCCCCUGCUUCCUGGGGAGGUGUACCCCUCCCUGCAAGAACUCCGCCAUUAUUGAACAGUCCUUCAGCCACUCUGCAACCGUCUACAAGCAAUGCACCUCCCAAUGCCUUCACCAACCCACCUAGCAAUCAACCAGUACCACCCUUCCUUGGGUUCUCUCUAUUCAACAUCCCUCCACCCCCACUGACUCUUCCACCCCCUCCUCCUCCAGGCAUGCCUCCAAGGGGUGCAGGCAACCACGCCCAGAAACCGCCCUCCUUGAUGGACCAACAGGUGCAUCCACCAGCGUCCCUGCAUCACUCGGUUUCAAGUCAGAUGCAAUGGAUCCAGGCCCAGAGCCAGCAAGGCCAGAUGCCGUUUACUCCCAAAAUCGGAGCAACUCCGGUCUCCACUUCCAACUUUGCCCCGGCUCCUAUCCCACCGCCUUCCUUCCAUCCCCGCAUGAUGCAGUCCUUUAGACAAGAGCCUAAGACUCAAAAUUAACAAGGGUCAUCAUAGCAUCUGCAAAGUGAUGUAAUCUGUGUUCUUCUUGUAUUAUCAUUAAACACAAUAUGAGCUUCAAUAGUCUUGCACAUUAACUUUUGAAAUGUGUUAACAUUACAGCAACAUAUUUCUUAACACCAAAACAGGUGUUAUUAGCAAUACAGUAUAAAAAGCGACAGAGUAUUAUAAUCAAUGUAGAAUUGAUGUAUGACCCUGGUUUUGGCAUAAUGAUAUGCAGUUCUAAUCACAGAACGUAUAAAAAAAAGAGAGAC
This is a messenger RNA of Strongylocentrotus purpuratus (purple sea urchin), 3383 nucleotides long. RefSeq names its product bromodomain-containing protein 4-like. Gene Ontology annotation, biological process: ribosome biogenesis; box H/ACA snoRNP assembly; pseudouridine synthesis. NCBI's taxonomy places the organism in Eukaryota, Metazoa, Echinodermata, Echinoidea, Camarodonta, Strongylocentrotidae. The record is from RefSeq and is a predicted model, not a curated record. Gene Ontology annotation, molecular function: RNA binding. The transcript has 9 exons. Gene Ontology annotation, cellular component: sno(s)RNA-containing ribonucleoprotein complex. Bases 337 to 3111 code for a protein of 924 amino acids.